Aedes albopictus (Asian tiger mosquito) is the source of this 2256-nucleotide messenger RNA. RefSeq names its product protein SPT2 homolog. Lineage: Eukaryota; Metazoa; Arthropoda; Insecta; Diptera; Culicidae. The transcript has a single exon. Gene Ontology annotation, cellular component: nucleolus. Gene Ontology annotation, biological process: nucleosome assembly; transcription by RNA polymerase I. The coding region runs from base 47 to 1909 and encodes 620 amino acids. The record is from RefSeq and is a predicted model, not a curated record. Gene Ontology annotation, molecular function: DNA binding; histone binding.
CGCUCUUUGCAUUUUCAUCUAAAGCUAGUCCCCUGUUAUAACAAAUAUGUUGCAAUCUAUCUGUCUUCCGCAGUCCCGCUACUACUCGACCAAGUUCGCCCCACCCAAGAAGGAAUCCAAGGACAAGAAGCUGUCGGCCAACAUCCAGAAAUUUCUCGCCAAAAAAGAAGAGGAAGAACGCCAAAAGGCCCUGGAGGAGAAACGCAAGCGCGACGAGCUGAUGGCCAAACGGGACCCGAAGGCGAAGAAAAAGAUCGAAAAGAUGCUGAAAGUGAUCAAAUCGGCCAACAAAUCCGUACUGGACGAUGCCGUCGAUCAGAACGACACGGCCGUGACGCUGCAAGGUCCGGAACAACCGGACGAGGACGACUAUGGGUACACGUCGAACGUUGCUUCGCAGCUGUACCAACAGCUGAUGGACAAGUACAAGAACACACCGGAGGAGAAGAAGUUCAAGGAUGGCGCCAAGAGGGUCAUGUCCAAGGAGGAGAUGGAACGGGCGAAAGCGAGGGUAAAGGAUGCCUUGAACAGGGUUGAGGAGGAAGAGAAUGCUCCGAGGACGAGGAAGCGGAAAGAGGGUGGAGAGGGGACGACGAGGGAGGAAGAAGGUACAAGUGCAAGUAGUACUAAAAGAGGACCGGAUCGGUAUGAUCCGGAAGAGGAACGACGGAAAGAAGCGGAAGCAAAAGCGAAGGAGGAAGCCGCUAGGAAGAAAGCAAGAAGACCGGCAGGACCGGCUCCACCGGAUUUUGCCACGUUGCUCAAAUUGGCCGAGCAGAAACAGAUGGAACCGGUGAAGGUAGAGGUCCCAGUGAUAGAAAAGAAGAAAGAGCCCGAACGACUCAUGACCAAGAAAGAGAAAAAAGAGUACGAGGAACGACAAGCUUAUCUAGAGCAGAAGAAAAUCCGAGACCGAAUACGAAACGAUCCUCGUCUUUCGGAAAAGGAGCGACAGAUCAAACUGGCACAGUACGAUGCGAUGAAGGCGGGCAAGAUUCCGCCAGCAUCGGCCAGUACCAACAAGCCCGGAUCAACCAGUACAAAUGUGAUGGCACCGAAUGGGCGCAUUCCAAAGCUGAAUUCGUCCUCCACCGGAUCGGAAAAGCCAUCAGCUGCGCCUCCAAAACCGACUUCCGCCAGUUCCAGCUCGAGGCCUCCGUCUUCUUCGCGGCCAGAUGAAAAGCGAAGUUCCCUGCAAAAACCCUCCCCAUCCACAACGGCGGUGCCUGGCAAGAGCAAACUAGAAUCGGCCCUCACAGCAUCCAAGAAGCCCCACACCAGCAGCACCGCACAAUCUUCCUCCAGGGAUUCCUCUAGCAUUAGGAAACCGUCGGUUCCAUCUUCCCAGCAGCAAAAUGGUUCCCCAAAAAUCUCAAAACCUCCGCAGGCGGCGGUUUCACCAAAACCGACGUCUUCAUCGUCAGUGGCCAACGGCCAGAAAACCAGACCAUUCCCACCGGCGGACGUUCCGCAAAAGACCCGCCAAUUCCCGCCACCGGAUGUGCAGAAAACGCGCCAAUUCCCCCCGCCGGAUGUGGUCCGGAAACGGCCGUUGGAUGCCCGGGGUGGCAGACCUUCAUCAUCGUCAUCGGCUCCGGCAAAGAAGCGACGCCCGGUCAUCGACAGCGACAGCGAGUACGACUCGGAAAUGGACGACUUCAUCGACGAUGGGGACGACGAGAUGGACUACUCGUCGCAGAUCAAGGCCAUCUUCGGGUACGACAAAUCCCGCUACCGGGACGAGGACUUUGACGACCGGCAGAUGGAAUCGACCUUUGCCCAGCAGAUGCGCGAGGAGUUUAUCAGCAAGAAGAUCGGCCUGAUGGAAGAUCUGGAGGACAUGCGAAUGGAGGAGGAGGAGAAACGACAGAAGGCGCUGAAGAAGAAACAGGCGGCCAAGCGGAAAUGAAGCGCGCGGCGGUGGUGGAGUUUGUGCAAGCACUUAUUGUUGUUUUGGAUGGUUUCGAUUAAUUUUAUCCGUAUGAAAAUACCUAUUUAUUUUUUAAUUUUGAUUUAUUAAUUUUUGUUAGUGAUUUAUUAUGGCGGAACAAGAGGAUGCCUCUGAGAUUUAGGUACGACAGCUUUUUACAAGCUGGUUUCGUUUCAGAUUUGUUUUGUUUUUUGCAACCACAAACCUUACUUAGACCGGAAUGUCAGUGCAAAAAGAUUAUGAUAAAAAUAAUUGUGAAUAAUCGAUCAAUUGUGGCCCACUAAUCUAAUGAAAUAAACCCGAAUUAAAGUGAAACAAAAAGUAUA